UGUGUAAUUUGUAGAAUUAUGAUGGCCUCAAAGAAGCUUUUGUUUACGUUUCUCUCUCUUCUCAUUUUCUCUCUCCUUUCAGGGCAAGGAUCGGCUGGUCAUUUCCAUAUUCACCCCACCAAGCUCAUCGUCUUUGGAGAUUCCUACGUUGACACUGGCAACAUCAAUGUCAAUACUUCCGGUGCUCGGAACUUUCCUUAUGGAAUCACUUUUCCCGGCGUCCCUUCCGGUCGUUUCUCCGAUGGUCGUGUUUUGACUGAUUUCUUUGCAAAGUAUCUUGGGCUGAAGAAAUCUCCAACCCCAUUCAUUGCAUGGCAAAAAAUUGGAAACAAAAGACCGAAAUUUGGUAUCAACUUUGCUUUUGGUGGAACUGGCGUAUUCGAUACAUCAUUUCCUUUCCCAAAUAUGACAACUCAAAUAAACUUAUUCCAAAAUCUCAUUGCCAAUUCCAUCUUCACUUCAUAUGAUAUCCACUCCUCCAUUGCCCUUGUCUCUCCAUCAGGCAAUGAUUAUUCCUUUUACCUAGCUACCAAUGGUUCUCCACAGGGAUUCAAACCAUUCGUUAUCUCAGUAGUGAAUCAAAUAGCCGUGAAUUUGAAGCGCAUUUAUAGGUUGGGAGUGAAAAAAAUAGUUGUUGUUGGAUUAGGGCCUGUGGGAUGUUAUCCUCAACUUACAGCCCCAUCAUUCAACAAAUGCAAUGCAACUAUGAACUCAUUUGUUGAAUUUCACAACAUUUUAUUGAAGAAAGCUGUGGAGAAACUUAACAAUGAAACAAAGGGAUCUCCUAAUUUCUUCAUUCUUGAUAUGUAUGACACGGUUUUGUCCAUCAUCCAAAACAAAGGAAACCCUAAAGUUGGCGUAAGCUUUAAGACACCGUUGAAGCCUUGUUGUUUUGGAGUAAGUAGUGAAUUUUCAUGUGGGAGUGUGGAUGAACAUGGCAACAAAAUGUACACUUUGUGCAAACAUCCUAAUUUGGCCUUGUUUUGGGACUCCCUACAUCCUACUCAAAAGGGAUGGUUUGCAGCAUUUAGCUCUUUGAGAUCAAAUCUCAAACAUCUUUGAAUAAUUUUCAUAUUCCUUGUUUGUUUUAUGUUAAUUUCUUUUGAGUUUCUUUGCCAAUAAAAGUUGUUCAAGAUGUCAUAAUGUACCAAAUCAAUCUCCUUUAAUGUAUUUGAAAUUGAAA
Molecule: messenger RNA, 1183 nt
Organism: Benincasa hispida (wax gourd)
Lineage: Eukaryota; Viridiplantae; Streptophyta; Magnoliopsida; Cucurbitales; Cucurbitaceae
Product: GDSL esterase/lipase At5g03610-like
Molecular function (GO): hydrolase activity, acting on ester bonds
Source: RefSeq, a predicted model, not a curated record